Beta vulgaris subsp. vulgaris (sugar beet) is the source of this 1945-nucleotide messenger RNA. RefSeq names its product sialyltransferase-like protein 2. The record is from RefSeq and is a predicted model, not a curated record. Gene Ontology annotation, molecular function: sialyltransferase activity. Lineage: Eukaryota; Viridiplantae; Streptophyta; Magnoliopsida; Caryophyllales; Amaranthaceae. Bases 179 to 1495 code for a protein of 438 amino acids. The transcript is spliced from 12 exons.
AUUUUUACCCCUUAUUUGAAAGUUAACCAUAACAAGAAAGCCACGGACCCGCCGAUCUACAACCAAUUCAAUCGUGAAAGCUCCUCUCUUCCUCCUUCAUUCUUCCAUCAAAAGAUCAAAGAAACAGUUUUCUUGUGCCUUCUAAUUCUUUUGUUUUUGCCUUUGAAAUUUGAUAAACAUGAGACUUCUGCCAUUUGGGUUACUGCUAGUUUUAGCUUCUGGGUUGUCAAUCAUUCUCAUUUACAUCACUGGUAUCUCCAACAUAGAUCCAAAUUCACGGCUUUCUGCUCAAGAUUUGGAUGCAUUACAAGCUCUUCAGAGUAGUUUUCAACAGUGUGUGAGUGCAAAUGGAUUGGGUUUGAGAGCUGAGUUUGAAACAGAUAAUUGCCAUGUUACGAUGAAAUUUCCUGAUGACACUGUCUCCAAAUGGAGUGACCCUAAAUCAGGAGAGAUUGAAGGCUUGUCUCACGAGUUUAACCUUUGUGAAGCUGUGGCAACCUGGGAACAGGUAAGAAAUAGUACAACAGUCUUGACAAAGGAAUACAUUGAUGCUUUGCCCAAUGGUUGGAAGGAUUAUGCAUGGAGAAGGAUCAACAAGGGAAUUCAGCUGGAUAAUUGCCGAAAUAAGUCACUUUGCAUGGAGAAACUCUCUCUGGUUCUUCCUCUUACUCCACCAUAUUAUCCAAGGCAGUUUCGUCGGUGUGCUGUGGUAGGGAAUUCUGCAGAUCUUCUGAAAACAAAGUUUGGGAAGGAGAUAGACUCUUUUGAUGCUGUAUUCCGACAAAAUGGCGCACCCAUUCAGAACUACUCUGAGUAUGUAGGUUCAAAGAGUACAUUCCGCCUUCUGAAUAGAGGGUCUGCUAAAGCUCUGGAUAAAGUUGCUGAUUUGUAUGAUGCUGGAAAGGAGGCCUUGAUAGUCAAAACAACAAUUCAUGACAUAAUGAGCAAAAUGAUCCGGGCAAUCCCAAUUCUGAACCCUGUGUAUCUCAUGUUAGGUACAUCCUUUGGCUCAUCAGCUAAAGGAACAGGUCUUAAAGCACUGGAGUUUGCCCUCUCUGUAUGUGACACAGUAGAUAUUUAUGGGUUCACUGUUGAUCCAGGUUAUGAAGAAUGGACUAGAUAUUUCUCUGAAUCACGUGGAGGCCAUACUCCUUUACAUGGUCGAGCAUACUACCAGAUGAUGGAGUGCUUGGGUCUGAUCAAAAUCCAUUCCCCCAUGCGUGCUGACCAAAACCGUGUUGUGAAGUGGCUUCCUAGCCCCAGCAUUGUGACUGCCGGUAGGAUUGCAUCUGAGAAGCUAUUGGCGAGGUUUGGAGCUGGCUCUGCUGAUCCACUCGGUCAAUGUUCAAUAAUAUCGAAGCAGCAAAAUAGUAAGAAGCCUCCAACGAGCCUCCGAAAGGCAGCUCUUGAGCAUCAAAAGUAUGUCAAGGGCGCGACUUUGUAUCCUCUGGAACAUAACCCCAACCAUGGCUUACUUUGCACCGUACCCCAGUAAUUGAUUCCGGCAGCUGUCUUUUAUCUGGCUUGAACUAUUCAUUGAGACAUUCCAAAAGUUUCCAAGAAAUGGGGGAAGAAAUCUGUGAAUUAACUGCAAUCGAGCAUUCUAAAGUUUGGAUCACGCCAUUUUGAUAACCAUUUGAGAAGGUGCUGAUGCCUGGUGGAUCAGAAAGGGGUAAUUUUUGUUAUAAUUUUGAUGUAAUUUGCUAUAAUUGCUUAAAGUUUUACACUAGCUUGCAGGUUAGGGAACAGGUAAUGGAUCCCUUAGGUCACGUACAUUGUUCAGACUUCAAAAACUCAAAAUUUAACCUUAACCAAAAAGUGAAGUACAUAUUUUGGUAGGGGUCUUUUAUCCUCUGAUUCAAAUUAGAUGUGAAAUUCAUUGUAAUGCCAAACUCAAACCCACUGCUCUAAACUCAGGAAAUUAUAAAGCGGUGUUCAGCUUUCA